AUGUCUCCCAAAUGUCCUGUUCUACCGUUGCAAGAACUUAGUUUAUCUUUAGUAGCUAGACAAUUGAUACAUUCACUGUCUCGUGUGAUAACAGAGGAGGAUGUGGCCCUGCCUUUCGCGAUGGUGUCCUCUUACUACGAAAUCAUGGGCGCUACGAAUGAUAUAUUUCAGGAUCUUCUAAAUUUAAUAUUGAGUUCAGAAUAUCUAGAUCCUUCUAUAAGAUAUUAUUCUAUGAAGUUGCUAUUAAAAGAAAACGUCAAAAGUUUAGCGACGGGCCUCUUUCCUUGUCAGUAUUACAGAAAGAUCCUUGAACUAAUUGCUGAGCAAGGACGACAUUUGCACUCUCUCAACCUCAAAGGCGUUUGGGUGAAAGAUGAUCAGUUAAAUCUUUUGUAUGAUAUAAUAAAAAACCUUAAACAUCUAACUGCGCUUAAUAUACCGUACACAGCUAAUGACGAAGUGCUCAAAUUUAUCGGUGAAAAUAACAAAGUUUUGAAGCUACUAGACGUAUCUGGUGAAACAGAUAUAACUGAGAUCGGUAUUGACGCAAUGCUGUCAGGUAAUCCACAGCUGACUCAGAGUUUAACUGUCAUCAAUAUUGGAAUGUACGGCGAGGAAAACAUCGACCAUACUGACGUAGCACUUUUUAUACGAUAUCUACCGAACCUCACAAAUCUAGGAAGUUAUUCGUAUGUCGGUAAAGCUUUGUACUACAUACAUAACAACGAUUGUCCCCCCGGCUUCAAAACAAAGUUACAAUAUGUACACGACAUAGAAACCAAUAUAAGAACAAUGAAAGCCAUAGUCACGUUAUGUCCUUUAAUAGAAACAAUUUAUUUAGAACAUCCAGAACCGGGUGUUUUACAAAUGUUAAAAGAUUUGAGUAAUAUGAAUAAAAUUAAAUUAAACAAAUUCCAAUGCCACGAACUCCAUCAGUUGUUGGACAAAAUUGGAUAUAAAAUUGUCACGCUUAUGCUAUCAGGUUCACUGGGGUCUUUUAAUUUCACGAGAAUUGCAGAAACAUGUCAGAAUUUGGAAAGUAUAGAAAUUUACUCGAUACAAACUGCAACACACGAAGAAGAGGUACCGUUUAAUAAGCUUGAACAUAUAGAAAUAAUUCAAGGAAAUCUUUCAACUUCAUGUUUAAGAUACCUUAUGACUGGCAGUCCAAAACUAAAGAAGAUCAUUAUCGGAGAUGAAAUUAAAUUAGAUGACCAAGACAUGGCGCGGAUGAUACGGAGGUACAAAUUCGAUAAUUUAGAAGGAAUCUGGUUUCCAAACGCGCCUCGUCUCACGCGGGAUACAGUGGAACUUUUAAUGGAAAGCUGUCCUAAACUACAAAGCCUUGGACAGCUGAGUGGUUGGAGGUUCACCCCUGAUGAUAUGAUGCUUAUGAGAGCCAUCGUCGCCAGCACUAACACCGACCUAGUGCUGCUACCCCUGGGAAUAUUCCAGCAGGGAAAUUAA
Danaus chrysippus (African queen) is the source of this 1467-nucleotide messenger RNA. Lineage: Eukaryota; Metazoa; Arthropoda; Insecta; Lepidoptera; Nymphalidae. The record is from the annotation of a GenBank genome assembly.